UUGAGUGCAUACGGUCACGGAGCUGUCAUUCUUAUUUUACCAACCCGGCCCUCUCCCUUUCCCCCACUUUCAACAUCUCAAAUAGUACUGUAGACAGCAAAUUAACGUUAGCAGCUGUCUGGUCUCUCCUCUCUCUCUCUUUCCCUCUUACAGCAACAGCAACAACAACAAUCAACCAACCAACCAACCAACUUCCAUAAGAUCUUUUAAAGUAAGCUUCAUCAUCCCAUUUUCAGACCAUCUUCAAUGAUUCAUUUGUUGUGAGCUUAUAGGGUGGGGGCGGCGCCUUUGGAAAUGGAUAAAGAGACAAGUAUCGUAAAGCAAAAAUUAGCAAAAGUGAUGAAGAUCAUCAACCGGAAUUGCAGAAGCUUCAGCUUGUUACUACAUCAAUCUUGUCAACUGUAAAUAUAAAUCCGAAAAAGGAAAGUUACCCAUUUGUUUUUGUUUUGCUUUGUUUAAAAAGGCAAUGACGGCUGCUUAUCCAUCUUACCGAUCACCAUUCGGUGACACGACGUUGACGAAAGUGUUUGUUGGAGGAUUGGCUUGGGAGACACCCACCGACGACAUGCGUAGGUAUUUUGAACAGUUUGGAGAGAUUCUUGAAGCUGUUAUCAUCACUGAUAAAAUCACUGGGAAAUCUAAAGGAUAUGGCUUUGUUACUUUUCGUGAUCCAGAAUCAGCUAGGAAAGCCUGUGUUGAUCCAAACCCUAUAAUCAAUGGAAGAAGAGCAAAUUGUAACAUUGCUUCACUUGGAAGGCCUACACCUUCACCUCCGCGAGGAAGUAUUCAAGGUAGCAAUCCUUAUCAGGUUGUUGGACAGCAAGGUGCACCAUCUUACAGUGGAGUUGCAGCACCACUGCCACCACCUCUACCUCCGGCUCCGGUCUUUUAUGCACCAUACGGGUACACAACUUAUGGUCCUGAAUAUGGGUAUCACCAAGGUGUCUAUAAUCCACAAAUUCAGCAGCCACAAUACUAUCAUCAACUGUAUGGAUCAUUGUCAUCGUCAUCAUCAAUGGGCUCCCCAUAUUUUUAUGGGUAUUGUUUGCAACCUCCAAGGGGGACAUUUUCUGUACAACGCUUCCAUGGACCUUCCUAUCUUUACUAUCCUACUCCAAUGGAGGGGUCCUUCUCCACCUAUCCUCCUCCCCCACCCUUUCCCUCUUCCUCAGAUUCUCAGACUCAACAACAUACCACAACAGAAACAGAAGGUGGUGCCACUACAUCUGAAAGUCCAAAACCCUAAAAAGAUGUUCAAACUGUAUAAUCUUGAUGUUCUUCAAAAUCACCUUAUUUCACUCUUAUAUUUCUCAACAAUUUAGCCAUAGGUGGAUACUGAAUGCCCCCUCUUUGCAGUAAAAAGAGCACUAAUCAACCACCCUAUGCAGAUUAUUUUUCCCUCUUCUUUAAUUCCCAAGAAAAAAAGGCCAUUAAUUCUUAUAUUUUUUGUUUCCCAAAGUUUAACACAUCUUUUUACACAAUUGUAUGAACAGUGAAGGGAAUUGGAUUACCUCAAUAAUCAUUUUUUGUUGUUGUUGAUUAACAA
Molecule: messenger RNA, 1546 nt
Organism: Gossypium raimondii (Peruvian cotton)
Lineage: Eukaryota; Viridiplantae; Streptophyta; Magnoliopsida; Malvales; Malvaceae
Exons: 6
Coding region: 467-1246 (259 amino acids)
Molecular function (GO): RNA binding
Source: RefSeq, a predicted model, not a curated record